Messenger RNA from Caenorhabditis bovis, 912 nucleotides. Lineage: Eukaryota; Metazoa; Nematoda; Chromadorea; Rhabditida; Rhabditidae. The record is from the annotation of a GenBank genome assembly.
AUGAACGAUCAGUUAUCGCGACAUUUACGCAAUAACGCGCGACGAAAACCGCAUGUCGUCGUCCUUCUGAUUUUGAUAAUUUGCGAUGCGACAUCGGCGACUUUGGAUGAGGGUAAGACUGAUGACAGUGAAUCCGACGAUUAUGAAGACUAUCAACCACCCGGUGGCGGAGGAAUUCCGCUCGUCCGUAAUGAUGAGUUUGUCAAAAACCAGCUAUACGCUGAAUCUUAUCAAAGUUAUAUUCAGGCACUCGCUUACCCCGCUCGUCUUGUUGUUCGUCCAGACUCUUCUACGGUUAUUGAGGAAUCGAAAAUCUCAUUUUUCUGUCGAGCUGAUGGAAAUCCAUUGCCGAAUGUGGUUUGGAGGAUCAACGGAAAACCGAUAUCAGACCCCUCUAGAAUAUCAAUUAAAUCAUUAUCGACUGGUCUGUCAACACUUAGGUUUGAUAGGGUCACUCGAGAAGACAAUGCGACCGUCAUUUCUUGUUCUGCGGACAACGGAGUUGCAAAUCCGGUGGUUGCAGAAGCCGUGCUCACAGUUUUAUCCAAAGACAAUGUGCCAGUCGGCUUCCCACGAAUCGAUCUUCAUCCGGCUUUGAAAUCCGUAGAACAAGGAAAAACAGCCUACGUUUCAUGCAGGGUGAAAGGCGAACCAAGAGCAAAAGUUUUGUGGCUUCGAGACCUGAUUCCGUUGGAUGUGCGAGCAGACGGCCGUUAUUCGGUAUCGACCAUCGGCAAUCCGGGCGCAUUAAUGAUCCAGCAUGCGAAGGAAGAGGAUCAGGGAAAAUACGAAUGCAUCGCGCGCAACUCACAUGGCGUCGCGCACUCAAAAUCCGCGAAUCUUUAUGUCAAAGGUCAAUUUCCUGCCCGCAACGGGCCGACUCGACCCGAUUCCUCAUUUGCAUUUGUUUGA